AUGGGAAUUUUCCAUCAGGAUUUUGAAGGCUUUCGCGACGUCAUUCUUCGCCUCGCCUUCUCAGAUGAUACACCGGCUUCUACAGCAGUACUGAAAUCGCUUCUCACGGUAUCCGCUAUUCAACGCUAUGGGCCAUCGCUGCAGGUAGACGACUUGAAGUUAUCGGCUUUACGUGCUCUGAAGAACUCAAGCGAACAUGGGAUCGACGGCUUAGCAGGUGUUCAGCAAGUUGCGGCCCAGAUGUUGCUGUGUUCUUUCGAGGUGAAUUGCGCGGCGGUGACUUGGCCAUGGUAUAUCUGCGGAGCAAAUCACAUCAUCACGACCGCCAACCUGCCCAAAUCCUCAAAUGGAAGGGAGCUGAACGAUAUGGUUGAUUGGGUGGCCUACCAGCACGUCAUGUGCCGGUUCGGUCUGCAGCAUUGGCGCAAUGGAAACGACUACUGGAAAUUGCCUGCAAAGAAGCGCCUUGGGAUGCCGACAGUCUGCACUGACCAAACAGCACUUAAUGGAGCAAAAGGCCCCCGUGAGAUUGUCACAAUACUCUCCGAGGUGGUUGAGAGCAUCCAAGACCCUUCAGCAUCAUGCUAUCACUCUGCCAGCCAUACGGAUUCCCUCCGGCUGCUUGAAAACAGACUUGAAUCCCUACAAUCAUCGUUUUCUGCCUGGACGGGUACCGUCGACACACCCGUGGAUUUGGUCGAGCUGUAUAGGCUAGCAGCACUCAUUUACCUAGAACGAGCGUCUAUGCGAUCCUCUGGUCCAUCGGUAAAGAUCCAAAAAUGGUUUCAGAAAGCUUAUGCCAUACUAGAAAAGCAAGAGAUCUACCACAGUCCAUUCCCUCUGCUGGUAUUGGGAAUAGAAUCUCGGAACGAUGAGCAACGCAAGCUGUUUUUGAAACUUGUACGCCAGGCCGCCGUCACGUCGGGCUCAGUAGCAAUGAAGAAUGUGCACCGCAUGCUCCAGUCUGUAUGGCUACAGGACGACUUGGAGACCGAGAGAGUCCUGGACUAUCGGCUGAAAUUGAGGGCUGUCUUUAGUUCAAGUGAGAUACUUCCAUCAUUAGCCUGA
Molecule: messenger RNA, 1068 nt
Organism: Clonostachys solani
Lineage: Eukaryota; Fungi; Ascomycota; Sordariomycetes; Hypocreales; Bionectriaceae
Source: the annotation of a GenBank genome assembly